GAGAGGGGCUGGGAUGGAGAACAGGCAGCGGGCCGGCGCCGAGGUAUGAUCCGGGGACCGGCAGGACGAGCGAGCAGUGGCGGACACGGCAGUGCGGGGCAGACGGAACGUGUGAGAUAUGAGGCGGCUCCCGAGCGGCGCUCUGCUCUACUAUGAUUCGCUAUGUGCUCGCUCUGAUGGCGAGUGUGACCGGCGCCGGGGGACUCGCUGCUCAAGGUGGUUCAAGGGAAGAGCCACAGUUUGUGACAGCACGUGCUGGGGAGAGCGUGAUCCUGGGGUGCAAUGUCAUCCACCCCCUCACUGCCCAGCCUCCUCCUUAUGUGGUUGAAUGGUUCAAGUUUGGUGUCCCCAUCCCCAUCUUCAUAAAGUUUGGUUUCUACCCUCCUCACGUGGACCCAGAAUAUGCAGGCCGAGCCACCCUCCAUGACAAGGCAUCGCUGCGCAUCGAUCAGACUCGCUCGCAGGAUCAGGGCUGGUACGAGUGCAAAGUGCUGAUGCUGGAGCAGCAGUACGACACAUUUCACAAUGGCAGCUGGGUCCAUCUCACGGUGAAUGCCCCUCCCACCUUCACAGAAACCCCCCCCCAAUACCUUGAAGUGAAGGAGGGCAGCAGCGUCACACUAACUUGCACUGCAUUUGGGAAUCCAAAACCUACUGUCACAUGGCUGCGAGAGGGUGAAUUCCUUGGGGGAACCUCAAAAUACCAGGUGAAUGAUGGCAGUUUGACCAUCUCUUCUAUUGGGCGUGAAGACCGAGGCUCAUACACCUGCCGUGCUACCAGUAUUCAGGGGGAGGCUGUUCACAGUACUCGUCUAUUAGUCCAAGGGUCACCGUUCAUUGUUUCCCCUCCUGAGAACAUCACGGUUAACAUUUCCCAGGAUGCUCUGUUCACCUGCCAGGCCGAGGCGUAUCCAGGGAACCUCACCUACACCUGGCUCUGGCAGGAGGAAAAUGUAUUUUUUAAGAACGACCUGAAGAUGAGGGUUCGGAUUCUGAUUGAUGGAACACUCAUCAUAUUCAGAGUCAAGCCCGAAGACGCUGGGAAGUACACCUGUGUGCCUAGCAACAGCCUGGGACACUCCCCAUCAGCAUCAGCUUAUCUCACUGUCCAGUACCCAGCACGAGUAGUCAACAUGCCCCCCAUCAUCUACGUCCCGGUCGGUAUUCAUGGUCACAUUCGCUGCCCUGUGGAGGCUGUGCCGCCUGUCACACAUGUGAAAUGGAAUAAAGAUGGCCGCCCCUUGCGGACAGAUAAGUUGUCAGGCUGGAAGUUGCUGGAAGAUGGAUCUAUUCACAUUGAGGAGGCGACGGAAGAGUUGCUGGGCACCUACACCUGUGUGCCUUAUAAUGCGCUGGGGACCAUGGGCCAGUCCCCUCCUGCUCGGCUGCUGCUGAAGGACCCGCCCUAUUUUACGGUGCUGCCCGGCUGGGAGUAUAGGCAAGAAGCUGGUAGGGAGCUGCUAAUUCCUUGUGCCGCUGCUGGAGACCCCUUCCCCACCAUCUCCUGGAGAAAGGUUGGACGCCCCUCUUCCAGUAAGCACAGUGUGCUGCCCAGUGGCUCCUUACAGUUUAGAUCUCUUAGUAAGGAAGAUCAUGGAGAAUGGGAAUGUGUGGCUAGUAAUGUUGUAACAAGUAUCACUGCCAGCGCCCACCUUACUGUAAUUGGCACCAGUCCGCACGCUCCUUCCAGUAUCCGAGUCCUGGUGUCUAUGAACACAGCAAAUGUGUCCUGGGAUCCUGGUUAUGACGGAGGAUUCGAGCAGACAUUCUCAGUUUGGUACGGCGCUCUGAUAAAACGCGCACAGUUCGGGCCUCAUGACUGGGUCUCCAUGCCAGUAGCCAGUGGCGCAACCUCACUUCUCAUAAACUCUCUGGAUCCGGAAACCGAAUACCAGAUCAGUGUUCUGGCGCAGAAUAAGUUGGGGACGAGUUCGUUCAGUGAGGUGGUGACGGUGCGGACAUUGGCCUUUCCCAUCACAACCCCAGAGCCGCUGCUGUUUCUGACCUCACCCCGCUGUCUCAUAGCCAAUCGGACUCAGCAGGGUGUUCUUCUGUCCUGGCUACCACCCAGCAAUCACAGCUUUCCACUUGAUCGGUACAUUAUGGAGUUCCGCUUAGCCGAGCGGUGGGAGAUCUUGGAUGACUCAAUCGCAGGAACUGAGACUGAGAUACUGGCAAAGGAAUUAUCCCAGGAUACCUGGUAUGAGUUCCGGGUGUUGGCCGUCAUGCAAGAUCUCAUCAGUGAGCCCAGUAACAUCGCAGGAGUAUCCAGUACAGAUGUGUUCCCCUCUCCAGAACUGAGUGAUGAAGGUUUUGCUCGGCCAGUACUCGCCGGAAUAGUUGCUACUAUCUGUUUCCUGGCUGCUGCAGUUUUGUUCAGCACUUUGGCUGCUUGUGUGGUGAACCGACAGAGAAAACGCAAACUGAAAAGAAAAAAAGAUCCACCACUGUCCAUUACACACUGCCGGAAAAGCAUGGAGUCUCCGUUGUCUUCUGGAAAGGUCAGUCCAGAGAGUAUUCGAACACUCCGUGCUCCAUCAGAGUCUUCAGAGGAUCAAGGUCUUCCACCAAAAAGGCCUCUGAGCCCAGGACGGGAAAAGGAGUUGUCGCUCUACAAGAAGACCAAACGUGCCAUGACCAGCAAGAAGUAUAGUGUCAGUCAGGCAGAAGCAGAAGUGACUACUCCUAUUGAGUUAAUCAGCAGAGGUCCAGAUGGUCGGUUUGUUACAGGGGGCCCUGAGCAGGAACCGGCUUUGCGUACUCGAAGAAUUCAAGGCUUUCCUUUUGCAGAAGAAACUGAUAUGUACCCAGAGUUUAGGCAAUCGGAUGAGGAGAAUGACGAGCCAUCUGGUUUAAAAUCCCAGCUUACCCCAUUGUCAUCUAGCCAAGAUUCCCCACUUCAGCCUCCUGCCUACAGUCCACGUUUUCAACAUCAGUCUCCAGAAGGAAGGCAGCAGGCCUCUGGUCAAUCAAGACCUGGUGGCUAUCAUCAUGGUCAUUUGUAUGGUUACUUGAGCAGUAGUCCUCGGGAUUCAGAUCCACCUCCGCCUUUUUACAUGCCAGAAGUCAGUCCACUCAGUUCUGUAAUGUCCUCCCCACCUUUGCUUCCUGAAGGCUCUUUUCCACCUAUCCCAGAAGAGAAUGGAGAGAACAGCUCCACCAGUACUUUGCCUCUUACCCACACCCCAACUGGGGGACGCUCCCCAGAACAGUGGGGAGGCCCAGACUUCCCUUUUGGAGGUUUGGAAGCACCUCCAUCUCCUUCCAUGUUUGUCCAGCAUAGGUAUGAACCUAGUGAGAUGAGGCGUCCUCUACCUCCACCCCCUCCAGCCCCCUUUCCUCGAGGACGUCCACCUCCCAGCUCACUACAGGUUCCAUCUUAUGCAGCCAUCUUGCCUCUGGAACUGCAUACAGGCUGGGCAGGAAGGUUACCUAGUCGCUGUCCACAUCCUCCUCAUCCAACCUCUUGGCAGGAUGCAGCAAUGCAGUUGGCUGCACAAAGCCAGCUACGGCACACUAGCCAAGGAAUGGGGAUCCCGGUGCUUCCUUACCCAGACAUCCCUGAACCAGGGCCUUUUGGGUUGGAUGCUCGAUGGUUUGAAAGCCGGACGCGUCCACAGAUGAGCCCCAGACAACAUCGCAGGCUGGAGCCAGGCUUACAUCAAGUGGUGCUGCAGCCUUCCCGCCUUUCGCCACUGACCCAAAGUCCCCUAAGCUCCAGACAUGGAUCCCCUGAGCUCAGUGCCAGAGCCAGGCCUCGUCCUGGUCUGCUUCCCCCACCACCAGACUGCUCUGGCAUUGCCCUGCAGCCUCCAGGCUUUUUACACAAAUCACCUCCUUCUUCUGGAUCGCCAGCAAAGAGCAGCCACGACAGUCCUAGUUACCAUCCUGUUCCACCUGACUCCUCCCCUCAUGCAGAUGGACGCAGGAGAGAAGAGCGAAUACACGCAGAGACAGCGGUGCUGUGCACUGCAGGGCUUGGGUUAGCUGCUGUACCUGAGAGGUCAGAAGUUGUGAGAGAUGAUCGUGUUCAUAAGCCCAAAAAGUCCACCAAGGGCAGAUCUAAAUCCCAGAAGCACUCUGCAGAUGGAUCCACCUCACAGGUUCACCAGCCAGCCCCAGCCAUGUACAUGGACACUCGCUGCAUCCGUAGGAAGAAACGCUCAGCUCGACAAGACCCCUUCUUCCGUCUCUCUGCUCUGAGGGACGAGCUCUGUCACCGUUCACUGUCUGAUGAUCGGGCUGCCAUCCUGACCAGCACAGAGCCCGAGGACUCCAGCGGCCAUGCCACUCUUCUGUGACCAUCUUUGGAGACAGGCCUGGUUUAGGCUCUUUCUGUCUCUUGGUGCUGCCACUCCCUGCCCUCCCUUUUAAAUGACUUAUACACUAAAGCGUGAGCAGCGAGUUGUGCGUUCAUUGCCUACCUCACCAACCCUGUGUGUGCCGGGUAUAUGCUCACGCCUCACACCUCGGAGCAAUGUACAGUGUUAAGACUGCUAGAUCUGAAGAUACAUGCAUAGGUCACAGCUCAGCAAUACAUGUGGUGUGACCACAUCUCCACCCUGCUAGAGGCUACAGCCUGGUAUCUAUGGAGCAUCAUACAUGUCAUUGCACACCUAACAUGCCAUGUAUGUAUGUUGCUAGAGAAUGUUUAAUCGUGUAGGACAAAUGGUCUUAUUUUAUGAAGAGGAAAUUGACACCACUAAAGGCUACAUCCAUUUACUACUUUCUAAUUUGUACUACCUAAAUGAAAAGCUAAUAGUACUACCACCCUGAGCUGUGGAGUGUAAGUGUAUCUGUGCAGACAUGUGCCCUGUGCACCAUUUGCUAAGAACAAGUCUUUAAAUUAAAAGAGUGAAGGAGGGUCAUUCUGGUGUUUUGUGCCUUAGAGACAUGAGGCACAAGUAAGGGCAGUACAAGUUACCUGUCAGUGAAUGUGGCUUUUUGGUGUUCACUUUUCUCUUUGUUAUGGGCUGCUAAAAGCUUCAUUUGUGGGGUUCAAGAUCUGAUACCUUCCAAGGUAGUUAAUCCAACUAAAGCUACCAAAUUUUCUUCUUUGUGGUUACUUAAUAAAUGUAGAAAGUCCAAUGUAAUACACAGGAUGAAAAGUAAUGUAGAGUAACAGAUUGCAGGAGAGUAAUGGAGCAUAACACAGAGCAAAGGAGAGUAUUGUAAAGUAACUUUGAGUGAAGGAUAAUAAUGUAGAGUAAAGGAGAAUAAUAGAGUGUAAGAGAAUCAGACUCAGAGUAACAGAGGGGAGGAAUAAUGUUGAGUUCAUGCAGAGUAAGGCCUCAUGCACACCACCGUUGUUCUAUUCCGUUCCGAAAAAUGGGGU
This is a messenger RNA of Bufo gargarizans (Asiatic toad), 5335 nucleotides long. It is a transcript of the gene IGSF9B, whose product is annotated as immunoglobulin superfamily member 9B. Bases 153 to 4301 code for a protein of 1382 amino acids. The transcript has 20 exons. Lineage: Eukaryota; Metazoa; Chordata; Amphibia; Anura; Bufonidae. Gene Ontology annotation, molecular function: protein binding. Gene Ontology annotation, biological process: cell-cell adhesion. The record is from RefSeq and is a predicted model, not a curated record.